CCAUUCCUUCACUAUUUCGAGAAGUGCCUCCUCAGACAUUGGUUGACAGAUAAAGCUGAUGUCUGGGCGGUCUGCUGCCUCGCUGUCUGCCGCUUCGCUGUUUACUGCCUCGCUGUCUGCCGCCUCACUGUUUACUGCCUUGCUGUCUGCCGCCUCGCUGUUUACUGCCUUGCUGUCUAUUGCCUCGGCAGUAUCCGCGUGUAGUAGAGCAUAUAUCAAGUAAAGAUCGAACUUGUUAUGUUCUGGUUCAUCGUCUUCCACCUGAUCCUCAUCUUUCUUCUGAGCCUCAUCUUCCUCCUGAGCCUCAUCUCUCAUCCUCCCGAUUGCUAUAAACAAUUCAUCCAAGUCUCUCUUCACACCUUUUUCUUCCCAGAAUUUGCGCAUAUUGACAUAGAAACGAUUUAUGAUGAUCCAAUCCUUGAAUCUCCAUGGAGGAGGUUUCCGUGUGCCGAUGGUUAAGUGGUCGAUAAACUCUUUCAUCAUUCUCUCGAACAUUUUGCUUCCGUAUUGCGCAUGGAGUGUAUGAGAUAGUUCUGCAAGCCAACUGUUUACAGAGCCUGUUGCCUCAGGAUACUCUGCGAAUUUCUCAGCGGAGGUUGUGAAGGGAUUGAGUGGCGGCAAAUCCUGGGGACUGGGUGAAGGCAAAUCCUGGGGGCUUAGCUGAAUGCCUACUCUUUUGUGAGGGGCCUGUUGGGCUGCAUCACCCAGAUUCUGUUUUGGGCGAGACGGUACUUGCUGAAAUGAUGACAUUCUUUUCAGCGUGUUUCGGACUGAGAACUUGUCUUCUUUUUCUGCUUCGGCUCUUGUCAUCAUUCUAGGUUGAGUUUCGCCACUUCUCGAUACAAAUACAAUCUCAUCUGGGUCACUUUUCGGUUUCUGUGUUGAGGACAAUUUGCUUUUGCUUCCGACCUCAGACCCAGCUUUCUUUUGCAACUUGCGUGGACCUGAAGUCUUCUCAUCUUUUUUGACUUCUCCCAUCCAAACU
Periconia digitata is the source of this 985-nucleotide messenger RNA. The record is from the annotation of a GenBank genome assembly. NCBI's taxonomy places the organism in Eukaryota, Fungi, Ascomycota, Dothideomycetes, Pleosporales, Periconiaceae.